UCCGCCGCAGACCACUACCUCUUCCAGCCGGGCGCAGAGGCCAUCCGCUUCGUCUUCCACGCCGGCGAGACACACGAGGGGAAGCGAGGGUUCAGGAUCAGGUACGAGGUGAUGACCACGUGCCCGGGGCCAUACCAGACGCAGAAUCCCCCGAUCUCUACGAUACCAGGCACGUCGGGGGCUCCGUGCUACACCCGUAUCACGGACUCGCGGGGGACUAUUAACACGCCUUACUACCCAAAGAAAUAUCCUGAGAGCCUGGACUGCGUCUACGAGUUUAUCAGGUCGGGCGAAGAAGUCUGCGGGAUCCGGAUGCAGACGGUGAACUUCGAGAUGGAGAACCCGGUCAUGACGUUCUUCGGGGGCGCCUGCACGGACUUCCUGCACCUGCCAUCGUGUGGGUUCCUCUGCGGCAAAAUCAACUUCUCUUGGGUAGCCGAGUACCAGCCUGGCGCGACGAGUCUGAAAUUCCACUUCCACUCGGACGAAACCACGGGCUACCUUGGCUUCCUCGUCAGCUUCGAACAAGUGACGCAGUGCUGACAUCGCUGACAAGGUGUUCCCUCCCCCUUUUUAUCACCUGCUCUGUGUAUCCAUCCGCUCCUGACGAAGAAGGCCGUCGCUCAUCUCGUGCUCUGACCUUAUUUGCGUGUGUGAGCUUGUCUGAGGUCAGGAAACACGAGGUGGCAUUUCAGGAGGGUUCAACUCAUCCGAUUGUUCGGAUGGCUUUGGCCUCGGCUUUAGAAGGAAAAAUUGUGUUUGUAUACACACAUACACACGCAUACAUGUACAUACUGUGUGGAUAUCUGUAUAUGUUAUAUAGACACACACACACACACACACACACACACACACACACACACACACACACACACACACACACACACACACACACAUUAAUAUAUUUAUAUAUGUAUAUAUGUAUAUAUAUAUAAAUAUAUAUAUGUAUAUAUAAUGCAUAACAAUUACCAAUCAUCCUAACAAUGUGUUAUGAAGAGUCUACAGAGAUAUUAAGAUUUCCAAAAUGUUUCACAUAUUGCUUUACGAGGAAAAGCAAAUUCGCAGAAAUAUCUCUUGUAAAUCAAUUUUCAUCUUUUGUCUUGCAUUCCUCGUAAAGGUUAUAUUAUUCAUUGUAUUACUCCAUAAUUUCCUAACAAUCUGAGGGUCUCGCUGAUAUUUGACAAUGAACGAAAGAAGGAGAGAAGGACGUGGUUUUGUAAAAGACAGUUCAGAAGCUUUAUUCUCCAUUGGGCAUUUUGGUAAUUUUAUCCUGAAGAAGCGGUGGACUGUAAUGAUAGUACUGAAUUAGUAAUGAAGCUGAUAAUGAAAGUCAAAAGCCCUCAGGUCGUGUAAAUCAUAUACAGCAUAGUUUACCUUUAAAAGUACGAAUUUCUUUGAAAGGUUUGUCAUAGAAAACGACAAAUUUGUAAGGUCAACUAAAGUAAUAAAGAAAAUUAGGAUCCUCUCAUAGAAAACGAAAAUUUUGUAAGGAAUAACUAAAGUAAUAAUGAAAUUUGGGAUCCUCUUCCGGAAAAUGAACAUAAAUAGAAUUACUAAAAAGGCCAUAAAACGACAAGAUGCAUGCACUGUUUAACGUUCGCAGAUAUUCUUCUGUAGUUUAAUUCUAUAACAUGAUGUUAAGACAUCUGA
Molecule: messenger RNA, 1650 nt
Organism: Penaeus chinensis
Lineage: Eukaryota; Metazoa; Arthropoda; Malacostraca; Decapoda; Penaeidae
Product: neuropilin-1-like
Exons: 4
Coding region: 112-543 (143 amino acids)
Molecular function (GO): serine-type endopeptidase activity
Source: RefSeq, a predicted model, not a curated record